Messenger RNA from Gracilinanus agilis (Agile Gracile Mouse Opossum), 2638 nucleotides. RefSeq names its product insulin like growth factor binding protein 4 (gene IGFBP4). Lineage: Eukaryota; Metazoa; Chordata; Mammalia; Didelphimorphia; Didelphidae. The coding region runs from base 249 to 1031 and encodes 260 amino acids. Gene Ontology annotation, cellular component: extracellular region. Gene Ontology annotation, biological process: regulation of insulin-like growth factor receptor signaling pathway. The record is from RefSeq and is a predicted model, not a curated record. Gene Ontology annotation, molecular function: insulin-like growth factor II binding; insulin-like growth factor I binding. The transcript is spliced from 4 exons.
CCCUGGUUGACGGCAUCAGGCUGAGAAUGCUGCUCACAGGCCCUGCUCCCAGGCACUCUCCCGUUCAGGCAGCUUCCUAAGUUCCUUGGCUGUGUCUUUGGUCAGCAGAAGUCUCCUACCCAGGGCUGAAGCUCAAAGGGCACCUGCCCCAGCCUGCCUAUUUGUGACCUCUGCCGUUGCCUGGACCCACCUACCUCUCCUAAGUGUUGCUGGCCCUUGCUCCUCACCUGCUUACACCUCGUCUAGUCAUGCUGCCUCUCUGCCUUGUGGCUGGGCUGCUGCUAGCCACUGUGCCGGGGCUAUGUCAGGGAGAUGAGGCCAUCCACUGCCCACCUUGUUCAGAAGAGAAGCUGGCACGCUGUCAGCCCCCUACGGGCUGUGAGGAGUUGGUCCGGGAGCCUGGCUGUGGCUGCUGUGCCACCUGUGCCCUGAGUAAGGGGAUGCCCUGUGGUGUAUACACUGCUCGCUGUGGUUCAGGCCUACGCUGCUACCCACCUCGAGGGGUGGAGAAGCCCCUGCACACGCUGAUGCACGGACAAGGGGAAUGCAUGGAGCUGGCAGACAUCGAGGCCAUCCAGGAGAGUCUGCAGACCACGGAAAAGGAGGAAAGUGAGCACCCCAACAACAGCUUCAGCCCCUGCAGCAGCCAUGACCGAAAAUGUAUGCAGAAGCACUCAGCCAAAAUCCGAGUCGUGACUAGCAACAGCGGCAAGAUGAAGAGUAUCGGGAGUUCGGCCCAUCGUGAAGACACUCGGCCCAUGACUCAGGGCUCUUGUCAGAGUGAACUACACCGGGCUCUGGAGCGGCUGGCAGCAUCUCAGGGUCGUACCCAUGAGGACCUGUACAUGAUCCCCAUCCCCAACUGUGACCGAAAUGGCAACUUCCACCCCAAGCAGUGCCACCCAGCCCUGGAUGGGCAGCGGGGGAAGUGCUGGUGUGUGGACCGGAAGACAGGGGUGAGGCUCUCUGGAGGGCUGGAGCUGAGAGGAGAGCUGGACUGCCAUCAGGCAUCAGACAGCCUCCGAGACUGAGCUGUUUGAGGCCCACAGGCAGGGGUUCCCCAAACACCGACCCCCCCCACCCCAAGAGACCAAGGAACCCACCGAGUCUGUGUUUGAAUGGGGGGAGGAUGGAAGGAGGACAGAGAGCCCUUCCCUCCUUUUCCCCUGCUUGGCCUUAAUUUCUAAUCCAGAUUUCUCCCCUUGGUGUGAGUGUGCCCCUUGAGAAGUCCUUCUUUGGGCUCUGGUAGCCCAAGGUCAGGGAGUGUGUAGAUUCCUGUGGUUAUAUCCCCAAAAUGAUCCUGAAUUCCAGUCUUCAGCCUCCUGGGGAUGUUUGCUCCUCACCCUCUUAGUCUGGUGGGCCAGGGGAAUGGGUACCAGAACAGAGUUGGUCUGUAGAAGAGAAUUCUCAGUCUAGAAAGAAUAGUGUAGAGACGGUUCAGUGUAGUGUUAGAGAGCUGACCUUGGAACUGACCUUAGAGCUGACCUUGGGAUUCAAGGCCCUUCUCUAACACUGACUGGCUCUGUGACCUUAGGCAAGCCCAACAAAUUAACCUCAGUUCUCUAAGACUUUGGGGAAGAUGUCAACAACUUGCAUUAAAGAGGAAUUUCUCUUCUGGAAAUUCCUGUGUCAGUGCCAUCACAGAUCCAGUCCCUGUCCUAGAGAAAAUAAUAGGGAGAAAGCAAACACUGUUCAACUCUUCUAGCCACUUUGGGCCCUCAUCUGCUCAGUAGUAGGGUAGAUGGAGAGUGUGGAGGUGCUCCAAAUGCAGCUUUUGUGAGUUGAGGGUAUGGAUGGGGAAAGAGAAUGAUUAGAUUCAGUAAGCAGUAAAGACUUUAUUCUAAAAACCAGCUCUUCUCAAUCAAGUAGACAAAUAGGUUUUGUUUGUUUGUUUUUUUCCCUCAUUCUUUCCUCCCCCUUGGCCAGGACUCUCUACCCCCUCUCCCUUCCCCAUCAACUCCUAGCUUCAGGGACAGUGCCAUGUCCCAGCCCACAUGGGUCACCCGUGGUUACAUCACCCAAAAUAUGGGCACACGUUCCUUCACUGGCUUCCUGCAGGCUCAGGCCUUAGGUUGCCUCCUAUAGCCUAGGCACAGAGGAAAGUGUGCUGGCAGGCCAGACUCGGCCAGGACGCUCAUUCACCCUGGCUAGGGUGGUUCUCUGGGUUAAGGGGGAAAGGGGUGGAGGCGGGAGGGAAGCAGGCUUGAGGAGGGACUAGAAAGUCAGGAAGGAAUAACAGGCCAGAUUUCAGGCACAACUGGGCAGGAGAUGCUCUAGGAAGUUAACCUUAUAGCUUUGGGAGAGGUGGGGGAAUGUGGAUCAGUGCUAGAGUUGGGGAAAAGGAAGGGAGAGAAUCCAGUUAGUCCUGGUUUUCUGGUUUCUCCCCACCUCUCCCAGCCCACCCCUGGUUCCCUAGGCCUCUUUCCCCAUCCCGGCCCAGCCUCCUCCCUUUCCUACCCACCCUUGCCCAGUGGGCCAGCUUAGCCCGGCUUCUGCCGGACACGACACAACACGGCGCCCUGAAGACAUGCAGCAGCCCGCAGGCCACCCAAUCAUGAUUUGUAUAGAGACCUACCAAAUCAGCAAUUAGUGAUUAGUUUGGUUGUUGUCAGCGUGUGAGUGUGUGUGUGUGUGUGUG